AUGACCUUAAAGCUGUAUUGUACAGUUUUUGUUUCUAUUUUCUUAUUUCAGUUUAAAGAAGCAAUAUUUACUGAUUACAAAAGCUCUCUUGAUGUUUCUGACGGAAUUUUAGACUUCGCUAAUCUUUUCUCGUUUCCUAAUUAUCUACUGAACGCUACACCAUUUGUAUCUCUCUUCGUUUAUGGGGAACAAGACUGCCUUCAAGCUUGUACAGAGAACCCUCGAUGUCGAUCGUUGAACUUCAAAGAAGGUUCUCAAUUACAUGGAAAGUUGCUCUGUGAACUCUUGGACACUGACAAAUUUAAGUCGUUGAAGCUAUUUGUUCCAAGUUUGGAUUUUCAUCACUUCGGUGCGACAGUGAGUAUUUUGAUAAAAAAAAGUUAUUUUAUAAAUAUUUUUGUGCGUGUAUGUGCGUUGUGCUAUCUAUAAAGACAGCAGCUAGUUUUGUCAGAAAGGAUCUCAAAUUUUGGAAAAAUUCUUUAAUUCAUCUCCUACAAUUUAGUUAUUUUCAGUUUUUCUUCAAACUCGAAUAAAUCUACUUUUUAAAAUGAAGAGCGCCCUGAAUUAAAAUUGAGGAAAAUUUGCGUAAUUUACCUAUAUGCACUGAAGUUGUCUUUAUAAACCAGCCCAGUUCGCACAAGUUUGCGCAAGACAUCGAUAAUAAACUUCGACUUAAUAUAUUUAUGGGUGUGACAUUUUUCAAUUAAGUUUUUCUGACAAUAUCACAACAUAUGACAAUAUCUUUUUACCAAAGCCUUACAUAUAAUACUUUUAAUUAAUUUUUUAUGUUAUUUUGAGAAAGCUGCCUUUCUUCUAUUUGACAUUAUGACAAAACGUGAACAAAUCGAGGAAUGCUGAGUGCAAAUCUAAAUACAUCGAAAUAAAUAGAAAUUUUUGAUGGUGAAAAAGGGAAAAUUUGGCCUUCUCCUUUCUUGCAAUUAUUUGUCAAAAAAAUACAGGUGUAUUCAGAAAAGCAAGUCACUGCUCUAUACUAGUUGCAAAGAAUCGAUAUCUCGACGGUAAAUCGAUCUGUCGUCGAACAGGAUAAUCGACCUUAGUGACUUCCAUCGGCUAUGAGAAAUCAUAACAAUGUUACGACAUUUCAGAGUUGAUAUGUCCUUCCCGAACUCGUUUCGCCUUCAUCUUGCCUAGCUUUGUGAGGAUACCCUUACUAAGUCAGAUUGUUGGUUCUUACCAGGCCCCUUGCGAGCUCGAUCCGUGCGAGAACGGAGGAACCUGUCACCCAGUCGAGAUGGCGUACGACUUCAAAUGCGCCUGCCCUCCAGGUCUCUUUGGGAAGCAAUGUGAGAACUGUAAGUAUGCUUGCAUUUUUCAGAUAAAGCAAAUGUUGCUGAGAAGAUGGCUCGAGGAAAGUGGAAUAAAACUAAGAUAUUUACUCCUUCCUUACAUAGCUGCUUGUUAGUUGCUGGUGACCAUUUAUACUCUCAGAUGGAGCGGGGCACCGCUGGAAUAAAGCGCCAUAUCUGUUACCACAUAGGUUCGAAUCCAGAUCUUAAGAUCAGGAGUCCUGUUAAAAAUAAGCUACAAAUUUAUUCGUUCUCUAACGGGACGAAAGAGAAUGAUAAAAAAGAGACAUUAUUAAUUCACAGGUAUUAAACGAAACCCCGUCCCCAGACUCCCUCGGGGGUCCCUUAAGGGCAUGUAUAUCAGUAAACUUCUUUCUCGUCAACUUUUUAUUUUAGUGACCAAGAGCUGCGCUGAGCUGCUGGACGCUGGAAUCACAAACAAUGGUGUCUACAAAAUUCUUUUUAACAAUUCCCAAGUGUUCGACGUGUACUGCGAUCAGUCCAGCCGGGGAGGAGGUAAUAUUAAAAAAAACUUUACCUUAUUAUGCACGAAAUUCCUUAGAAAAACUGCUUUGAAGACCUAUGCGCUUAAAGAAGAGAAGUGUUCUUUCCCAUCGGCAUCUUUUGGCGCAAUUUUCAGUGGAGCGUCGAAAGUCAUCGUAGAUAUCUUUUAUUUUGCUUUACUUUGCUGCGUGAUUGGUCCUUAAAGCUUGCGCCACUUUGUCAACCAAUCAAAUUUUAAAUUUAAACCAAUCACGCUUUGAUCACUUCUGUUCUCCUACGCCCUAGAUGUUUUGCUUGUUUUGACUUAGAGUUCUCAUCCAAGACACGAAAAACUUCCCUUUCCUGGUUUCACGCAUGCUCGCAUAGCUUAUAGCCUCAUAUUUUCCCGCGGGCGCAGUAACAGUCGUGCGCUUAGCGCUGAUAAUGUUGGCCUGCUUGCACGCUUUCCAGGUGGUGCAUAUGAGACUCAAGCGCCGGGCGCAUGGCGGAAAAAAGCUUGGGUGUACUAAGCUCUAGUUUUCGCGGAAAACAAUCUAUUUUGUAUACAGGUUGGACAAUGGUUUUCAAGGUUGUAUCUGGCGUCUCGGUUAACGGUAGUAGCAUCUCACAACUGUGGUUUUCAUCGGAGACGAUCAAUGAAAAUAGAUCAGAGGCACUGAACAUCGAUUCUUCAUUCAAAGAACAUUACAAGAACCGCUUUGUGCCAAAUUGGCACCUUGCAAAACCCAAAGAGGUAAGUCUGUCUUAUUUGCCCAUGACAAGUUCUCAUUGUCAUAUAUAGUUGAUUUAUGAGUAACUCAGACAUAACUUCUCCUUCAAAUAUGGAUACAAUACCAAGCACCCAAGUGAUGAGAAAAUAAAAAAAGUAUCAGUUAACAGCCGGAAUUAUUAGUCGAUCCAACACCAAAUUCUCCAAACUCACACCAUAGGAAAUGUAUGGCAGACAGUAAGGAGAAUUACUAAUGAGAUCUCGGUAGUGAAAAGGUUAUUUGAGACUUCUUAUGACACGUAUUCAGAAUUCAUUUAAUGCGUACUAAAGCAAUGGUCCAUGUCGAAAACUGUCUGGGACUGAUAAACCUUACCUCAUUUAUAUUCCAUUUUCUGAUUGGUUUAAAAAGAUCGCAUAAUCUAUGUCGCCAAUCAUAUUUAAAACUGAAACCAUUUUAGAUAUCUGGGCCAGCCCCCUUUUCUGUUUGCAUGCUCAUUUUUUCCACCGCCAUUAUUGACCGAGAACCUCUCAGAGGGUCCUCUCAGGGACGCCCAUUAUGUACUGUAUGGGGGGGAAAAGGGGAAGGGGAAGGGAGAGAGAGGAAGAGGGAGGGGAGAGGGAAAGAGAGAGAGAGAGAGAGAGAGAGAGAGAGAGAGCAAUUUAAUUGUCACGAUAAAAUCAACGUAAUUCCCCGUAAGGCUCUGUAGUAUUUUGUUGAUUCCCCUGUCUAAUGUCUCCCCAUUGGCGACGACUGACUCAGUUUCCCCCCCUCCCUAAUAAAAAAUGACUAGUCCUUUACGGAUGUAAUUUGUUUUUUGUAGGUGCAGAUAGCUUUGUACAAACGGAAUGGCUCAGAUCCCGAGACCCUUUCUAUCGUAUUCAACUCUACUAAUUCUGACGACAAAAACUGGUUUUCUAAAAGUCGGAUCGUUCACUCCCCCUGGACAGAUUUGGAAAGCGAGCACCAAAACUACUUCUCGAUCAAGGGCUGUUGCAAUGAAAGGAAUUUCUACAUUUCCAAAAUUCACAACAAUUGCCCGAAUGACGAAGGAUGGCUGGCCUUUAUCUCUAGUGUGUGUCCAUGGGAAAGACGUUUUCCUCCCUCCACUGUUUUGUACAGUAACAGGACGACUUACACAAAUUGGAAUCAUUACGGUAAGAUU
Pocillopora meandrina is the source of this 3683-nucleotide messenger RNA. NCBI's taxonomy places the organism in Eukaryota, Metazoa, Cnidaria, Anthozoa, Scleractinia, Pocilloporidae. The record is from the annotation of a GenBank genome assembly.